Messenger RNA from Magallana angulata, 2980 nucleotides. RefSeq names its product DDB1- and CUL4-associated factor 7. The transcript is spliced from 10 exons. Gene Ontology annotation, cellular component: nucleus. The record is from RefSeq and is a predicted model, not a curated record. Gene Ontology annotation, molecular function: protein binding. Lineage: Eukaryota; Metazoa; Mollusca; Bivalvia; Ostreida; Ostreidae. The coding region runs from base 227 to 1273 and encodes 348 amino acids.
CGGCAUACGCGAAUGUGAUAAAGAACGACAUGUCAAAACUCCUUUUCGAUUUUGUUUGGAAAUAAUUAUUAAAGCACAUUAAUUUCUUUUUUUCGGCAGUAAGACUGAAUUCGAAGAGGUGUUAACCAUUCAAUUUCCCGAUGAUUUCAUGUUGAGAACUCAACCCGCGUCAUAUAAUCAUAAUCCACAGAGCCCCAUUUAACUGUGGAAGACAAAUAAAGGCACCAUGUGUGCUCUACCUGGUCCAGGUGGCCAAGGGAAGCGGAAGGAAAUUUACAAGUACGAGGCACCAUGGACGGUUUACAGCAUGAACUGGAGUAUACGCCCAGACAAAAGAUUCCGUUUGGCUUUAGGAAGCUUUGUGGAGGAGUACAAUAAUAAAGUACAAAUUGUUUCCCUUGAUGAAGAAACAUCAGAGUUUACCUCAAAGAGCACAUUCGAUCAUCCAUACCCAACAACAAAAAUAAUGUGGAUCCCUGAUGCUAAGGGAGGCUAUCCCGAUUUGCUGGCCACCAGUGGGGAUUACCUGCGGGUUUGGAGGGUCAGUGAAAAUGAAUCUCGCCUCGAGUGUCUCCUGAACAAUAAUAAGAAUUCAGAUUUUUGUGCUCCACUGACUUCAUUUGAUUGGAAUGAAGUGGACCCUAACCUGCUAGGAACGUCCAGCAUCGAUACAACAUGUACAAUAUGGGGUCUGGAGACAGGACAAGUUCUCGGUCGAGUCAAUGUGGUCUCUGGUCAUGUGAAAACUCAGUUGAUUGCACACGACAAGGAGGUGUAUGACAUUGCUUUCAGUCGGGCAGGAGGUGGAAGAGAUAUGUUUGCUAGUGUCGGUGCUGAUGGCUCUGUCCGUAUGUUUGACCUCCGUCAUCUGGAACACUCCACUAUUAUCUACGAGGACGCCCAGCACCACCCCCUCUUACGACUCUGUUGGAACAAGCAGGAUCCCAACUACCUGGCUACGAUGGCUAUGGAUGCUAUGGAGGUCAUUAUCUUGGACGUGAGGGUCCCCUGUACUCCUGUGGCCCGCCUGAACAACCACCGAGCCUGUGUGAAUGGAAUCGCUUGGGCCCCACACUCCAGCUGCCACAUCUGUACAGCAGCUGAUGACCACCAGGCCCUGAUCUGGGACAUCCAGUCUAUGCCACGGGCCAUCGAGGACCCCAUACUAGCUUACACCGCAGCAGGGGAGAUAAACCAAAUCCAGUGGUCAUCCACUCAACCCGACUGGAUCGCCAUUUGUUACAACAACUGUCUCGAAAUCUUACGUGUCUAGACAAAGUUCACCCCUCACCCUCACCCAUGCUAUUUAUUGGAUAGAGAUCAUGUUAAAUACUUUAUUUAAUUUUCUCAGCAUCAAAAGAUGGUGAAUUAAAAUUAAAGAUGAUGUUUUGCAUUAGACAUUUUAUAAACUGUCUUAAUUACGUGUAGUUUGUUCAAGAUCAUGUAGUUGUCUUUGUAUUGUGUUCUUGUUCAAAGAUUAUGAACAAAUAAUGUCCAUGAACAGUAAAUCAGAAACAAUGUAAAAGUCAUUAUUGCUUGGUAAAUGGCAAAAUUGGCAUAGAAUGAUUACAAAAGUUACAAACCAUAGAUCAUCAUGAAAAAAACCCUGAUUUAUGGUAUCGACAUUGUCAUAAUAUCAAAAACUUAAAGUUGUACAGCAUAUGCAUUACAAGAGGUUGUGCAUGUUUAAUGGCAAAAUUUUUGAUAAUUAUUCUGAAAAGGAAUUUUUUAAACUAUUAACGACUAUGCAUGUUUGAUUUUUUUAAAAAAGAUACUACAUAUAUGUACUUAACCAUAUUAAGCAUGAAGUACAUUUUUUUAUACAGGUAUAAUCAUAAGUUUAUUUUAUUUAUUGCAUUUUUGGUUUUGCCACUAUAUAUCUGAUGUGUUAUCUAAAAUUUUGAUGAAAAUUAAUACUUUUUCUUGAAUUUUUAAGAAUGUGUUUUUUUUUUCAUAAAGAUUCAAAUUUUAAUAAUGAGUUUUUCUCUGUAAAGCAUUGGAUGAACUAAAACUUUAUGAGCUUCUAUAUCUCUUUACUACUGUGGAAUCAUCAUUGUUCAUGGGGACCAAUGUUCAUGGAUUUUAUUGGUAACCCUUGUCUACAAAUUAACAUCCCCAUAAACGUAUUAAAUUCAUUUAUUUAAUAUUUAUUAAUAUUAUCAUGAUUAUACCACCAACGAAAUUACGUCCCCAUGAACCAGGAAAAUUUUGGCUGCCCACGAACAUUGACCCCCUUGAAUAAAAAUGAUUCCACAGUAUUCAUUUUAACUGUUUAUUGAAUAAGAAGAAAUUGAGGGGAUGUACUGUUUUUAGCAAUGCUUACAUUGUCAUAGCAUGAGUUUUGACAUUUCAUUUAAUGCUUUAUUUAAUCCAAAUUUCAUGUCUUUAAAAAACUGUGUUUUUAUAUAUGUGAUUUAACUUAAGAAGUUGCAUUCUUGUAGAAGAUUUUUUUUUUUAACAAUGUUUGAUUCUCACCAAACAUUAAUAACUCUUUAUAAGGGCUGUAAAACUGCAUGCAAGAAAUCUGCUUUGAAUGUGUGAAAAUUUACAUACAUCACAAAGGAUCUCUAAUCCUUUGCCCAGUAUCAGCAUUAUGAAACUGUUGGUAAACACAUGAAUUUUGGUAGACCUCUAUUAUUCUACAAUGUUAUGGUUUUUUGCAAAAAUACCUUUAAUUAUUUUGAAAAUGAAGAAAGAAAUUCUCAUACACAUGUAUAAUCUAGAAUAAGGCAUUCUUAAUUUUUGAAUCCAUAUAUUGUAACUGAAUGCAAAGUUUUAACAUUUGUUCAUGUAAUAAUUGUAAGAAUUGUAAAAGUGGAGACUAAAUGAUCACCAAUUUUCUAUAUGGGAUAUGCAUUUUUACCAGGCUUGGAUCAUGACAAAAAUAUUAUUUUAUGUAAAUUUGUGUACAUAGCUCAUGCUUCACUUUUCCUGUAAUUAUCAAAUGAUAAAUAAAUAAAUUCUAGAUAUUACAACCUUU